GCACUGGAAGAGACAAAGGAGCGGGGAAGACGGGCGGGAUUUACUUGAGCAGAAAUCCUGGGCUGUGCAAGAGAAUGGAGGGGCAGGAUUUGGGUUAUGAAACUCCGGAGCAGCGCGAACGCAGCCCGGUGCAAACGCCUGUACUGCGCUUCAGCAAACUGCUUUCUUUAAGGUGGUUUUUGUGAUCCUGUUGCUAGGAUUAAGCCUUUUGCAUUGCAGCAUGGAGAGUCUUUUGUUUGAGUUAAAUUCAGACCUCUUGAUGUGUCACCUGACAGUCUUGUGGUUUUGGAUGAAUAUGGCUCAUUGCUAUUAUUAACCUGAGUUGGCAGCCGGGCACAACAGGAGUUUACAGGGAUUCUGAAAAGUGGAACCGCUCGGGGGACAAAGAUGCUUCCCAGCUGGCCUUUGCCGGAGUUUGACCCGAGUCAGAUCCGACUGAUUGUCUAUCAGGACUGCGAAAGAAGAGGACGGAAUGUCUUAUUCGACUCCAGUGCUAAAAGAAGAAUAGACGAUAUUUCGGUGUCGAAACUCUGCAGCGAUGCUCAGGUGAGAGUUUUCGGGAAAUGUUGCCAAUUGAAGCCUGGAGGAGACAGCUCUUCUUCCUUGGACAGUUCAAUCAAUUCAUCCUCCUCAUUCUCUGAUCCAAAAGAACAAUGCCCCAAAUACCAGGGUUCUCGGUGCUCCUCAGAUGCUAACAUGCUUGGAGAGAUGAUGUUUGGCUCUGUGGCCAUGAGCUACAAGGGCUCCACGUUGAAAAUUCAUCAGAUCCGCUCACCUCCUCAGCUCAUGCUCAGCAAGGUUUUCACCGCUCGCACUGGAAGCAGUAUCUACGGAAGCCUGAAUACGUUGCAGGACAGUCUUGAGUUCAUCAAUCAAGACAGCAAUACGUUAAAGCCUGACCACAGUACAAUUAUGAAUGGACUUCUUGGGAAUAUAGGUCUUUCGCAGCUUUGCAGCCCUAGGCGGGCAUUCUCAGAGCAAGGUCCGCUCCGCCUGAUCCGGAGCGCCUCUUUCUUUGCAGUUCAUAGCAACCCUAUGGAUAUGCCUGGGAGGGAGCAGAAUGAGGACAGAGACAGUGGGAUAGCAAGAUCUGCAUCUCUUAGCAGUCUGCUCAUCACUCCGUUUCCAUCUCCGGGCUCUUCAUUUAACAAAAGCUGUGCUAGCAGUUACCAGCGGCGUUGGCGUCGCAGCCAGACUACCAGCUUGGAGAACGGGGUCUUCCCUCGAUGGUCCAUGGAUGAAAGCUUUAACUUGUCAGAUGACAGCUCUGGUCCCAGCCCAGGAAUUGUUAGGAAGAAGAAGAUAGCAAUUGGAGUUAUUUUUUCACUCUCAAGAGAUGAAGAUGAAAACAACAAAUUUAAUGAGUUCUUCUUCUCACACUUUCCUCUUUUUGAGAGUCACAUGAACAAACUGAAGAGUGCAAUAGAACAGGCUAUGAAAAUGAGUCGCAGAUCAGCUGAUGCCAGUCAGCGGAGUUUGGCAUAUAACAGAAUUGUUGAUGCCCUGAAUGAAUUCAGAACGACUAUUUGCAAUCUCUACACGAUGCCACGGAUUGGGGAGCCCGUCUGGCUUACGAUGAUGUCGGGGACACCUGAAAAGAACCAGCUGUGCCAUCGCUUCAUGAAGGAGUUCACUUUCUUGAUGGAAAACGCCUCUAAGAACCAGUUUUUACCAGCUUUGCUGACUGCAGUCCUGACAAACCACUUGGCGUGGGUCCCCACCGUCAUGCCGAACGGCCAGCCGCCUAUAAGAAUCUUCCUGGAAAAGCAUUCUUCCCAGAGCGUGGACAUGCUGGCCAAAACUCAUCCCUACAACCCACUGUGGGCACAGCUCGGUGACCUAUAUGGAGCUAUUGGAUCACCUGUGAGAUUGGCAAAAACAGUUGUCGUUGGCAAAAGGCAUGACCUGGUACAGAGAUUGCUUUAUUUCCUUACUUACUUCAUCAGAUGCUCUGAACUUCAAGAAACUCAUCUUCUUGAAAAUGGGGAAGAUGAGGCCAUUGUCAUGCCUGGAACUGUUAUCACUACCACACUGGAGAAAGGAGAAGUAGAAGAAUCCGAGUAUGUGCUUGUCACGAUGCACAAGAACAGGGGCAACUUGCUACCAACGGAGUCUGAGGAGAUGAGAACUCCUAACUGCAGCUGUAAAUACUGCAAAUGUCCCAUCUCCCUUGCACAGAACAUAGAAGGUGUUUCACAGCAAGAGAGAGAAGAUGCUCAAAACACUCCUAAGGUAGAGCUGGAAACCUCUUCAGAUGAGAACAGAACUAUUGUUCCUGAUGAUUGCCAGGAAGAUGCUGUUGAUGUUAAGCAACCGCGACCCUGCCUGGACACAAAACUAGAGACUGUGGUGUGCGCAGGGUCAUCUUCACCAGAGAAACGCGUAGUGUCGGAAUCUGGUUUGGAGCCAACAGCAAACACGUGGAGGAACGAAGACUCGCUGGAAUUGGGCAACCAGGCAGUCGCUAUAACAAGGUCACCCGGUAUCGCUGUGGAAAAGAAGCCGCCGGAUAAGCUCUUCUGCGACGCGUUUCCUUGCAGUGCUACUGAAGCUCAGACAAAGGUGACUUUCCUCAUUGGAGAUUCCAUGUCACCUGAUUCAGACAUCGAACUCAGAAGUCAGGCAGUGGUGGAACAAAUUGCCAGGCAUCACAGCCCGCCAGCAACGGAGGAAGGAGCGUCUGCUGAUCAGAACUGUGACGCUAAACAAACUGUUGAGGACCAAAAUAGAGACUGUGGGACAGCUGAACCCUUUCCUCAAGUUGCGAGUGAGCAUCAGAGCUGGAAUCCAAACCCAUACAAUGCUGAGAGCAUGAGCCUGUUCGAUGAAUAUUUUACUGAUGACAGUUCAAUUGAAACUCGGACUAUUGAUGAUAUUCCAGGGCAAGCAGCUCCAGACCUUGCUCACAGCAGUAGUUUAGAGUUUUCUAACAAGCUGUGUACAAAGCCCAACAAACCACCUAGUGAAUUUUGUAAGUUCAUGGACUCUGUUCGACAAGAGACCUACAAAAACUGCUUUAAUGAGCAGGACCAAAGAGAGAAAAUCUCCAUUCGUGUCCCCCAUGGGGACAGAGAAAAUGUAGAGAAAAAAGUUGCCCCGGGAAUUGAUUGGGACAUUCCAAGAAAUGAGAGCUCAGACAGUGCCCUGGGUGACAGUGAAAGUGAGGAUACAGGUCAUGAUCUAACUCAACCAAGUGGUAACUACUACAGAGGAGAGCAAGAAGACUGGGCGGAAGAAUAUGAGAUUCCUUUCCCUGGGUCAAAAUUAGUUGAAGUAAACUCUGUCCAGCCCAGUAUUGCCAAUUUUGGAAGAUCCUUACUAGGUGGCUACUGUUCGUCUUACGUCCCUGACUUUGUUUUGCAAGGAAUAGGAAGUGAUGAAAAGCUGAGGCACUGUUUGAUGUCAGAUUUGUCUCACGCUGUGCAGCAUCCUGUUCUGGAUGAGCCGAUUGCAGAAGCCGUCUGCAUUAUUGCAGACACGGACAAAUGGACGGUGCAAGUGGCCAGUAGCCAGAGAAGGGUGAUUGAUAAUAAGCUGGGAAAAGAAGUGUUAGUCUCCAGUCUCAUCUCCAACCUGCUCCAUUCCACUCUUCAGCUUUACAAGCAUAAUUUAUCUCCAAACUUUUGUGUUAUGCACCUGGAAGAUCGGCUGCAGGAGCUGUACUUCAAAAGCAAGAUGCUGUCCGAGUAUCUCAAGGGCCAGAUGAGAGUUCACGUCAGGGAGCUGGGCGUGGUGCUGGGGAUUGAAUCCAGCGAUCUCCCUUUGCUGGCAGCUGUAGCAAGCACUCACUCUCCGUACGUUGCCCAGAUUCUACUUUAAAAUGCCAGAGGCCACAGACAUUGACUUUUUAUCCCCCUCUGGAAACAAAGUGGAAGAAGACUUGUUCUGGCUCCUUUCUCUUUGGAGCAACUACAACAAACUGCUUGUUGAGCUGCAGCUCCUCAGUAUCUGACUGCCCCUUAUGGAAACAGUCGGAGACUUUUCCUCUCCCACUUGGUCAUUUAUAAAGAAAGGAAAAAAGAAAAAAGAGUAAGCCCAUAUUUCAACCACAAAAAAAGCAAAGAUUUUAGGGAAAAGCUGAAGAUCUGCAUUUUUUACCCAUUUCUGCCACAGAGGCUGACUGUAAUUUAUAGUGGGGAGCGUGAGGAGGAACUGCUUCGAGAACUAUGGGAUGCUGUCACCUAUUAUAAACAUAACAGGAAAAUGCAGCGGUGUGUUCAGACUGCCUUCUGCUGAUGAGGAUCUCGUUCCGAUCUGCAAUUCUCAAGCUGCAAUGAUUUGUAAACAACUUCUACUUUUUCGUGUCGUAGUGAGAUUCUGGAUUCUUCCAGAACAGGGACUUGGGAGGUCGGGUUGUAAAAAGCUCAUUAAUGACACUCAGCUCCAAAAUUUAUUUAUGAUCUUUCUCCUGGAGAGAGGGAAUAGCGGGAGGCGGAAGGGGAGACAGGGAGGAGGAGGCCAGCAGACGAACCUUGGCCGGAGGUUGUAACCAGUAUUAAAUGUUUAUAAUGUUUAACCGUUGCUUUAUACUAAGUGAUGCUUUUCUUCCACAACAUAAUCAAAAUGUUAAAGCUCCCACACCUAAAGAGAAUGUUGGCAGAAGGUUCCCUGUGGGUCCCUGGAACGAUCUGACUAUUACCUCUAACUUUUUUCUGAUCUGUGAUGGUCUGGCAGCACCGUGUUCUUUUGACAGCAGUCAGUCAGCCAUGGGAAUAACGAACUAACCUCAUCGUACCAAAGCGUUGGGGAAAAACCGAUCAGACUCUGACCCUUGAUUGCUCAGGUAAUGGAUUGAUAUAUUUUUUAAAACCAUUCUACAAAAAAUGAACAUUGAUUACUCCAGAGUAUAGAAAUACCAGAACUAUUUUUGACAGACAGACCCUUGAUGCAGAUGACUCUGAUCCCUUUUCUACUCACACGUGUAGUUACCAGCAGCAACUGCUGUUUGUUUUAUUCUCGGUGUCUCUCCUCGGCUCGGCCAUUGCAGUUUUGUCGUUGUACGUACAGCAGCAGCACAAAAGAUGGACCCGACUGGUGUAAGCGAUGUAAAUAUGCAGUGGGAGGUGGGUUGUGUUUGAAAAGGCUCUACUACCUCAGUUUAACUGGACACUUCAUUAUAGGCUUUUCUUUGCGUGUUUGUCCUAGCAGCCAAUUAAUGUUGCUGAGUUUUAGGUCCUGUUUCCAUGGGUUACGCUCGGUGUACGGCCUGUCUGCAGAAGCAGGAGACGCACGUUCACUCGGUCGCUGAGCUCUAUAAACAGUUCUAUAAAUACGCCGUUCUGUAAUCAUCUUUUCAAUAGUGCAGCACGCCUGCUAUUGUUGUUUGCAGAGUGAUUUUUAAUACGAAUCUAUUUUAACUGUUUGAUAAACUUGAAAACAAUAGGAGAGAUCCUUGCCCCACCACAGUCGGUGACAAAACUCUCCUCCCUUCCUUUGCUGGGGCCAGGAUUUCACCCAGGGCGUAUUUAAAACCUGUAACUUCAGAGGGUGUUGCAGUGCGGAUCGACAGGGCAGACCCACACCUCUUCCCAUGCGGGACUGAGUCUUCUUUAGAAAGGGAACCAAACGUUAAUGUAGGCGGUGUCAUUGGAAACUCGUUUAUGAAAUCUAACACUGGCUGCUGUGGGGAAGGAACUGGUGUUUCAUCUCUGAGCUAAGGGUAUGUUUCUCCCCUCUUCUUCCAAAGUCCUUCCUUCGCCACACACUUAGGUUACAUCUGGCUUUUGGAAGGAGCGCAAACCGUAGGGGCCCAGUUGUGUAAACACAUUUUUAAUGAAAUAUAGGAUUGAGCUCAGAAUAUGAAUUUUUAACUCUUUGAUAUGUUAUGUAGCCACUCGUCACGAUUCCGAACGUUGUACGUAGAUUUGCAGUUGUAGCCCGGUGAUGUUAGCGUUGCUGGGUGCUGGCCUUGCGGUUCCUGCUUGAGGAACCCGAGGGUGCGCUCCUGCCCUCACCUCCGCGGAGGUUCCCUACGUGCCCAGGGAGCUGGGGAGCCCCGCACUGUCAUCCUGGCACCUUCCAGCACUGUGCUCGUAACGCGUCCCUGCAGGAAAACACGCUGUUCUCCUCCAUUUAACCAUGAUUAGAUGACUUGUGGGUAUUGCUUGGAACUGGAUUUGACUCUUGAGAAAGGCCCUUGUGUAGCUUGAAAUGUGUGUUAACUGGAGCAGGAGAAGAAGGUGGUGGUGCCCUUCUCUGCUGUCUUCUGCCAGACAGCACUCGGGAGCAUCGCUGUAAUGGUGUGAUGGGUCAGGCCCGGGUGAAGCGGCUACAGAGGCGGCUCCAUCGCCACCCGGUGCUGGUCUGGCAGAGCCCAGCGAGCUGUGGGCGCGGGCACCCUUUCCAGCAGCAUUUAUUGCCGGGGCGCCCUGGGGCCCACGAUGGGCUGCUGCUCUGUAAGCUCCCUGCCAGGGCCCUGACCCCUGUGCCACGGUGUCUGGCUGUUCAAUAGCACAAAAAGGGAUCUUUUACAUCAACUAUAGCAUUGACUUCUAAACAGCAUCGUGAUUUGGUUUAUGUGGAUACAAAACUAAUGUUUGGUUUCUGUUCUCCACUGUUACUGGUCUCCAUUAACGUGUCUUAAUUUUCUGGCUGCAAACGAAGUGUACUAGGUACGCAAAUUAGCAAAUGAGGUUUUGUUGCAAUUGGCAAAGACUGGGCUGCUAAGAACAAAAAAUACUUAAAAGGAUUUUACACCUUGCCUAUGUUUUCCCUAUUAGUUAUUGCAGCUGUUUUAUGACAAUUUUUUGCUUUCUCUAAAUUAUUUAGACGGUGGUACUUGUAAAAUGCUGGGUAAAAUGUACAUACUUGUUCUCUCUUCUGGUUUUGUAUAUAUUUCCCAAGAUGUGCACUUGUAUUAUAAUAACCAUUCCCAAUUUUAGGGGAAAUUUGUGCAAUAAAUACAAUAUGUCAGUUUACUUCUGCUACA
Molecule: messenger RNA, 6928 nt
Organism: Cuculus canorus (common cuckoo)
Lineage: Eukaryota; Metazoa; Chordata; Aves; Cuculiformes; Cuculidae
Gene: FNIP1
Product: folliculin interacting protein 1
Exons: 18
Coding region: 388-3819 (1143 amino acids)
Cellular component (GO): cytoplasm
Molecular function (GO): ATPase inhibitor activity; protein-folding chaperone binding
Source: RefSeq, a predicted model, not a curated record